This is a messenger RNA of Sinocyclocheilus anshuiensis, 1289 nucleotides long. Its product is annotated as dnaJ homolog subfamily C member 22. Gene Ontology annotation, cellular component: membrane. NCBI's taxonomy places the organism in Eukaryota, Metazoa, Chordata, Actinopteri, Cypriniformes, Cyprinidae. Bases 207 to 1223 code for a protein of 338 amino acids. The record is from RefSeq and is a predicted model, not a curated record. The transcript is spliced from 4 exons.
CAAACACGGAAGUCCAUAGGUUAUUACUUUCUGAAAGUGAAUGAUUUAAAUUUUAAGUUAACCUCAAAGCGAUAAUGCUGUGAUCUAUUGCAUGCAGUCUUAUAUUUUUAAUGCUGACCAUGUUAUAGGAGUCUCCUAAAACAAUUUGGUGAAUGAAGCUUGAUCUCUCAGUUCCCGCAGCUCCAGUGUGCAGCUAGAAUGACCUCAUGGCUAAAAAGAUCAUGAUCACAUACGCCUUGUGGGCAAUUGGUGGCCCACUUGGCCUUCAUCACAUUUACCUGGGCAGAGACAGCCAUGCUCUUCUUUGGAUACUAACCUUCGGCGGUUUUGGCCUUGGCUGGGCAAGGGAGUUCUUCCGUAUCCCAUCGUACGUGAAUGAAGCCAACCAUGCAGCAGACAGAGCCCCCGUUAGACGUCCACAAGCCACUCCACCACCACCAGUAGGCCUGAUUCGGUUUGCCGGUCAGAUUUGUGUUGGUAUUUACUUCGGCUCUGUGGCUUUAAUAAGCCUCAGUUCUCUUAGCUUUUUCUACUUCCUAGUGCUCCCACUGAGCGUAGCUACAGGUAUUCAUCUGGUGUCCUCUGUGGGCCAGCAGACCUCUCACCUUCAAAAGACCCUCAUUACGUGCAUCAUCACGUCAUCCAUCUUCUACGGCAGCAAUCUUUCUCCUCUGCCCAUCAGCAUUGCUGGCAGUGUUACUGCUGCGCAGCACAUCACAUUCAAACCUCUGAGGCCAGAGCCACUUGGGCCUCGUCUGUAUCGUCUGAGUUUAGGUGUGCUGGCUUUCUCUGCUCCGCUGGGAUACUGUGCUUUCCACAACACCACUGCCACAUUAUACUACAUAUCGGACUGUAUAGCGGCCCUGCUUGAUUUCUUCUGGUUUAUUCCAUGGCUCAAAGGACUCUUGGAGUAUUUCCUGCUGUUGCCAUACCGUCUGCUAUGUGUCCUGACAGGAGGGGGUUUCUACGAAGAAAGCUGGAGGAAGGUGCUAGAAAUAAUUCUUAAUGAGUACAGUAAAAAAGAAAUGGAGGCAUUGAAGAUACUAUCAUUGUCAGAAGAAGCUUCUCAGGAGGAGGUCACUCGCAGCUAUAGGGAACUGGCUAAAUUGUGGCAUCCAGAUCACAACCCCAAGCGGCAAGCAGAGGCACAAAAGAUGUUCAUUCAGAUACAGGAGGCAUAUGAAAUACUUCUCAACAGACGUAAGACAAAAAGAAGACAAUGAUCUUCUGAGGAAGAGGUCACAUAUGGUUUAAAAGACACAAGAGUUAAUUUUCACAUACUCGAGAAC